UCAUCUGCACUCAUUGACUGCUCCGCCAAAAAGGCCAGGAUCCAGCCAUACAUCAAUGGACCCCAGGGGCAUCUUGAAGGCAUUUCCCAAGCGGAAGAAAAUUCACACCAAUCCAUCAUCAAAAGCACUUGCAAAGAUUCCCAAGAGGGAAGAUGGAAAAAGAGCGAGAGAGUGGCUGAGCUCCCUGCGGGCCCAUGUUGUGCCCACUGGCAUUGGGCGAGCCCGAGCAGAACUCUUUGAGAAGCAGAUUGUCCAACAUGGCGGCCAGAUAUACCCUGCCCAAGCCCCAGGGGUCACCCACAUUGUGGUGGAUGAUGGCAUGGACUGUGAGCGAGCCCUCCACCUCCUUAGACUGCCCCAGCUGCCCCCAGGUGCUCAGCUGGUAAAGUCAUCUUGGCUGAGUUUGUGCCUGCAGGAAAGAAGGCUGGUGGACACGGCAGGAUUCAAGAUCUUCAUCCCCAACAGGUACCUGGACCAACAACAGCUCAGUAAAGCAGACCAAGACUCUUCUACUCCUGGAUCCUGUGAGGCUCAGCUCAGGACAGCUCUCUCUCCUCUUCCUACUCCCAUUAGACCUGUGUCUCCUCCUCACAGGACAGAAGAAGCUCCAAGCACCCAAGCCCAGUCCAGCUCCGAUGAUGAAACCAGUGAUGGGGAAGAGACCCAGAUCAGCGCAGCUGAUUUGGAAGCCCUGAUCAGUGGCCGCUACCCCAUCACCCCUGAGGGAGAUGGUGAACCUAGCCCAGCCCCUGAGGGUCUGGAUAAGUGGGUCUGUGCACAGCCUUCGAGUCAGAAGGUGACCAACCACAAUGUCCACAUCACAGAAAAGCUGGAAGUGCUGGCCAAAGCCUACAGUGUUCAGGGAGACAAGUGGAGGGCCCUGGGCUAUGCCAAGGCCAUCAAUGCCCUCAAGAGCUUUCACAAGCCUGUCACUUCCUACCAGGAGGCCUGCAAUAUCCCUGGGAUUGGGAAACGGAUGGCUGAGAAGAUUGUAGAGAUCCUAGAGAGUGGACAUCUGCGCAAGCUGGACCACAUCAGCGAUAGUGUGCCUGUCUUGGAACUCUUCUCUAAUAUUUGGGGAGCUGGAACCAAGACUGCCCAGAUGUGGUACCAUCAGGGUUUCCGGAGCCUAGAAGAUAUCCGCAACCAGGCCUCCCUGACUACCCAGCAGGCCAUCGGCCUAAAGCACUAUGAUGACUUUCUGGAACGCAUGCCCAGGGAGGAAGCUACAAAGAUCGAGCAGACAGUCCGGGAAUCAGCUCAGGCCAUCAACCCUGGGCUGCUGUGUGUGGCAUGUGGCUCCUACCGACGGGGGAAGGCAACCUGUGGUGAUGUGGAUGUGCUGCUCACUCACCCGGAUGGCCGAUCGCACCAGGGCAUCUUCAGUCGCCUCCUUGACAGCCUUCGGCAGAGAGGGUUCCUGACUGAUGACCUGGUGAGCCAGGAGGAGAAUGGUCAGCAGCAGAAGUACCUGGGUGUAUGCCAGCUCCCAGGACCAGGGCAGCGGCACCGACGACUGGACAUCAUCAUUGUGCCCUACAGCGAGUUUGCAUGCGCCCUGCUCUACUUCACCGGCUCUGCCCACUUCAACCGCUCCAUGCGGGCCCUGGCCAAGACCAAGGGCAUGAGCUUGUCGGAGCAUGCCCUCAGCACAGCUGUGGUUCGGGACACCCGAGGUCUCAAGGUGGGGCCUGGCCGAGUGCUUCCCACUCCCACUGAGAAAGAUGUCUUCAGGCUCCUGGGCCUCCCCUACCGAGAACCAGCUGAGCGGGACUGGUGACCCAUGGUUGGGUUGGAGGGGGUACCCAGCUGGACCCGCUGCCCCACCUGGCCGCCCCUCUAGCCUCAGCUGACUAAACCUCACCACUUCAACCAGCAGCUCCCUGAGCCUGAGGAAAAGGGCCAGCCUGGCUCCUGGGUCUGCCUGGCCAGCCUCUGACACGAGCAGGCUGCUUUUCCUUCUACAUAACUGCUCCCGGUAGAGUUCGGCACACGGCCCCUUGCCUCACUUGAAGCAGGGACAGGUGGCUGGUUUGAAACCGGCUUCCUGUACUGAAGGCCCAGGCAUCCCCCUUCUCUACCCUGAGGAGGGUCUAGCUGCGGGGGGUGGAGUGGGGGCUGCAGGGGCAGAGGCCCGCAGCUAUGGCCUAGCAUUACCCAAGAUCCUGUGGAGCAGGAGAAGGAGCCACUCCAUGUACGCCCUCCACCCACCCGCUUCCUGUGCAGCUGGAGGUGUUGGGAGAGGGUGCCCCAGGCUCCACGAGGACAGCAUUGGAAGGCCCAGGGGCCCAGUAAAGUGCAUUUGACAUUCAA
This is a messenger RNA of Molossus molossus (Pallas's mastiff bat), 2313 nucleotides long. It is a transcript of the gene POLL, whose product is annotated as DNA polymerase lambda. Lineage: Eukaryota; Metazoa; Chordata; Mammalia; Chiroptera; Molossidae. The coding region runs from base 56 to 1780 and encodes 574 amino acids. Gene Ontology annotation, biological process: double-strand break repair via nonhomologous end joining. The transcript is spliced from 9 exons. The record is from RefSeq and is a predicted model, not a curated record. Gene Ontology annotation, cellular component: nucleus. Gene Ontology annotation, molecular function: DNA-directed DNA polymerase activity; DNA binding.